AUGACAGCCAAAAGAGCAUCUGUUGAAAAAUCGCCUGUUGUAAGGAAGACCAAACCAGUGGAAACAUCGUCACCGAUAAUCGAGCCAUCGGUAGGUGGAUAG
Molecule: messenger RNA, 102 nt
Organism: Haemonchus placei
Lineage: Eukaryota; Metazoa; Nematoda; Chromadorea; Rhabditida; Trichostrongylidae
Source: the annotation of a GenBank genome assembly